This is a messenger RNA of Mangifera indica (mango), 1841 nucleotides long. Its product is annotated as aspartyl protease family protein At5g10770-like. The transcript is spliced from 3 exons. Lineage: Eukaryota; Viridiplantae; Streptophyta; Magnoliopsida; Sapindales; Anacardiaceae. Gene Ontology annotation, molecular function: aspartic-type endopeptidase activity. Bases 86 to 1501 code for a protein of 471 amino acids. The record is from RefSeq and is a predicted model, not a curated record. Gene Ontology annotation, biological process: proteolysis.
CAAGAUUCUCCAUAUAAAUACGAGACUGGACUCUCCGCCAGCCUCACUAUUCCUCAGCAUAUUAACAAAGCUUCCUUCUUCCUCCAUGGACAUGGCUGCUCCUACCAUUCUUUUUCUUCUCCUUUCACUUUACCUUAUCGGGUGCUAUUCUGUUGACGGAAAAUCAGAAACCUAUGUAACUAUUCGACUCUCCUCUCUUCUGCCUUCUCCUGUUUGCAACCCUUCCAGCUAUGCUAGUGGAAGGAAGUCGUCAUCUUUGGAAGUAGUUCACAAGCGAGGUCCCUGUUUUAUUAACGGAGAUCACAAUUCAAGCUCUGCAUAUUCUCACUCAGAGGUCCUCCUCCAGGACCAAGCUCGAGUUGACUCCAUUCAAUCUAAACUCUCCAAGAACUCCGGCCGUGUUCAGAUAGACAAGGCCUCUAAACUUCCGGCGAAGGACGGCAGCGUGGUGGGUUCAAGCAACUACAUUGUUACAGUGGGACUUGGGUCACCAAGGAAAAAACUAUCUCUAGUAUUUGACACAGGAAGCGACCUCACAUGGACACAAUGCCAACCUUGCAUUGGUUCUUGCUAUCACCAAAAAGAACCCAUCUUUGACCCCAGAGCUUCCCAUUCAUAUGGCAAUGUUUCUUGCUCAUCGUCCUUGUGCAGUUCACUGUCCUCAGCCACAGGAAAUGCGGGGAGUUGUGAAUCAUCCACCUGCGUUUAUGGCAUCCAAUACGGGGACUCUUCAUCCUCCGUUGGAUUCUUUGCUAAAGAAACCCUUACCUUAAGUCAUUCAGACGUUUUCCCUGGCUUCCUCUUCGGCUGCGGCGAAAAGAACCAAGGUUUAUUCGGUGGCGCCGCCGGCUUGCUCGGUCUUGGCCGUGACCCAGUUUCAAUAGUCUCUCAAACUGCAAAAAAAUACAAGAAGCUUUUCUCUUAUUGCCUUCCAUCAACACCAAGCUCAACUGGCCACCUCACUUUUGGCCAAGGCGGUGGCGGCGUCUCAAAAUCUGUACAAUUCACUCCAUUAUCUACCAUCUCUGAAGGGUCUUCCUUUUACGGCCUUGAAAUUACAGGAAUCUCUGUCGGCGGCCAAAAACUACCCAUUAAACAAUCAGUUUUCACCACGGCUGGAGCCAUUAUCGACUCAGGAACCGUGAUCACCCGCCUCCCACCCGACGCAUACUCCUCUUUGCGCUCAGCGUUCCGUCAGAAGAUGUCGAAAUAUCCAAAGGCGCCAGCUCUGUCGAUUCUUGACACGUGCUACGAUUUUAGCAAGUAUAAGGAGGUUUACCUGCCUAAAAUUGCCUUCUCCUUCGGCGGUGGUGUCGUAGUGAACCUUGACAAGAUGGGGAUUAUGUUUGUGAAUUCUGUUUCACAAGUUUGUCUGGCGUUUGCGGGCAAUCGUGAUGCCAAUAGCAUCGCCAUCUUCGGGAAUUCGCAGCAGAAGACCCUGGAGGUGGUGUACGACGCCGCCAAGGGGAGGAUUGGGUUUGCUCCCAAUGGCUGCUCUUAGUCAAUUCUGUCAACAGGAAGACAAGAAUAUGCCGACCUUUUUAUCUCAGUUAAAAGGUUCUCCCAUUUCAGUCAAAGUCCAAUCCAGUUGUUAGAGUUUGCAAUCAAACCUGGUUGCUCGUGAAAUUUCACUCCUUAUCUAGCUGUUCUACUCUGUUUCUUGCUCAUCGUCAACAGUAUUUUCAUAUUUACGACUUUUUUGCUUUAUAUAAUCAGUCUAUCCUGUGGAUGCCAUAAUGUGAUCGUUCUCUCUUUUUCAACUAGAUGUUACAAAAUGAGCUAGCUACGCUUGUACAAAACUAUAUAUACCUAAAAAUGAAAAGCUAUGUAAGUUUGCUAAA